Clonostachys solani is the source of this 4551-nucleotide messenger RNA. Lineage: Eukaryota; Fungi; Ascomycota; Sordariomycetes; Hypocreales; Bionectriaceae. The record is from the annotation of a GenBank genome assembly.
AUGAGUCCCAUCGUCGUCACCCCGGGACAGACAACAGAGGUCGUGACACAGCUCCGCUCACUACAGCAGACAUACGAGAGGUCCGCCACUCGGUUCGAGAUUGAAAUAUUCUCGUUUGCGGAGAACUACUGGAGAGCGUGCGCCAAGUGCGUCGUCCAUGUUGAAUUUGCACAGGAAGCUCGCACUGAAGUUGAUGGUGGUCAGGAGAACCAGCUUCUCGCUGCGUCGCUGGCUCGCAAAUACGAUCAAGCCAAAGGCAACGCAAAAUUCAGCAUCCCCAAUGCCGAUUUUUAUCCAUGGCUCCAAGAGAACGGUUUCAAGUACGGGCCAACUUUCUCUCUUGCUGACCAGGUUUGCUGGGACGGGGGUGAUCUUGCCAUUGCCGAAGUGAACGUUGGGGCCCCGGUUGACUCGUUUAAGGAGGGCGUUGUCCAUCCUGGGAUUCUCGAUUCCUGCUUACAGAUCUGCCCUAUCCCACCAUCUGAUGGAAUGUCCUUGAAUAUCCCGACCUCCGUCCCUCACCAGAUCAAGGACGCCUGGAUUGCGGAGACCGGGUGGCUUAACCCAUCCUCGGAACGGGUCAAGGUCUUGACAGAGGCAAAGCUGAAGCCCAUUGGUGCUGGUAUCGACUGCGAAGUGUCUAUAAUAUCGGAAACUGGUGGCCUUCUUUGCCAUAUCAAGUGGCUGGAAAUGUCGCCGCUCAUGGCGAGUGAAGUUGGUGCUACUAGCGCAAGGACGUUGCUACAUCAUAUUGACUGGAAGCCUCACGCGUCGUUGCCUGCUCUUGAACAGCCCAAUGGCUCUUUAACCAAUGGAAAGCCAUCACGGAAGGAGGAGACAGCGGUCUAUGACCGGUCAGAGCUUGAACAGACCCUAAGGUCCGUCGCACAGAAGAGCAUUGCCAGCCUGGGAGAUAUCGACUGGGAGAAGGCUCCAAGCCACAUGAAGAAGUACAUCUCCUGGAUAGAACGUCAAAUUCAUCAAAAGACAAACGGGAACGUUCCUGAAUUGGGCGAUCUUACGAGCAAAAUAGAAGAUCUGGCCACGAAACAACCCUCAUGGAAGGUGUUUGCAGACAUCGCAAAGAACUUUGUCUCCAUAAUUCGUGGAGAAGCACACGAUGUCGACCUGUCCACUUCAUCGACCUCGUUUCAAGAUUAUCUUGAUGAAGCGGUAGCUGAAGUCUUGAACGAAGAUCUCGAGUCCCACGUGGAACUGCUAGCUCACCAGAAGCCGACUCAGAGGAUCCUUGAGCUUGGCGCCCGUAGGGGCGCUCUCACAAAUUACGUCCUUUCAGUGUUCGAGGGAAUUGAAGCUCGUACGGGCGGAAUAGCAUUUUCCGAGUACACAUAUUCGGAGUCGUCCACCGGACUGCUCGAAGAAGCCAAAAAGCGAUUUGCUGAACAUCAGCACCGCCUAGAUUUCACGAGCCUCGAUGUUAACAAGGACCUAAUCGCGCAAGGGCUACAGCCUGCGAGCUACGAUGUGAUUUUCGCAGCAGACGUCAUACGGGGGGCUAAGGAAAUUUCAGCCGUCCUCCAGAACCUCCGAAAAGUGCUUACACCUGGUGGUCAGCUCUUCCUUUACGAGAUCACUGCCCCUGGCCGAUUCGAAAUUGGCUUCGCCCUUGGCGCCGCUGCAGACUGGUGGAGUGGCCAUGAAGACGAGCAAGACUGGGAUUGGACGGCAGCUCCCACCCAAUUGGAUGCGGCGCUCAAGGAGAAUGGAUUCUCAGGCACCGACCUGGUCAUCAAGGAUAGCCUCGUGGUGUCGAGGGAAGCGACGCAGCCCAGCCUUCCACUCACGGGUACCACAGUCUUCGUUGUGAUCGAUGACGUUGACUUCCAAAAGUCGCUUGCAGAUAGGAUCGUUCAGGCCGCUAGAUGGAACUCUCGAGUUCUCACACUGCAAGAGGUGGCAGACCAGAAGCUCGAGUCGGGAGAUUAUGUUAUCUGUCUUGCGGAUGUCUAUAAGCCAUUCCUGCAUCCUAUGAAGCAGGAGACUCUAAACCUUGUUCGAGAAUGGGUACGGCAAUCAACAAAUCUGUUCUGGGUUACUGCAUACGAUGCAGAGACCACUGAUCUUGCCUCAUCCUAUGUCUAUGCGGGGAUCAAGGACGGAUUCCUCCGUACGCUACGUUCUGAGUAUGCUCUAAAUCGCAUUGUCUCUCUCACGGUUGGUGACAACAGCCGUGGUGUCUCCACAUGCGCCAAAUACGUGUCUAGUGUUUUUGCAUCAGCAUUUGGUGGGCUCAUUUCUGAUGACGAGUACAUUGUGAAGAACGGCCAAGUCUUGACCGGACGACUCGUUGAUGAUACCAACACCAACAAGGAUCUGACACUGUCUAUCGAACCAGAAGGCAUCACUGAGCCGUGGUUACCAGGCCCGCCACUCAGACUGGUCAUCCAAACUCGUGGACAACUUGAGACUCUGCAGUUCAAAGAAGACCUUGCUUACUUCGAUGAGCUCCGCCCAACAGAUGUCGAGAUCGAAGCCAAGGUCUGGGGCGUCGGCUUCCGUGACGUGUUUGUUGCCCUCGGCCGCCUAGACGAAGACGAUUUUGGUGCGGACUGCGCAGGUGUUGUGACAAGAGUAGGAGCGGAGGUCACAUCGUUCAAGGCCGGAGAGCGUGUGUGCAUGCAGACCGUCGACGGUAUGAGGGCCUACCCCAAAUCCCACGAAUGGACGACGGCCAAGAUCGCAGAUAACGUCUCAUUCGAAGACGCUUGCGCUAUCGUUAUCCCCGGCAUGACCUCACUGCAGGGUCUCAUCGAAGUUGCACGCCUGGAGAAAGGGGAGAAAGUUUUGAUUCAUUCAGCUUCUGGCGGCACGGGUCAGCUGGCCGUUCAGGUCGCUCAAUGGGCUGGGGCAGAGGUCUUUGCGACCGUGGGAUACGACCACAAAAAGAAGCUCCUGAUGGACGAGUGUGGCAUCCCUGCUGACCAUAUCUUCUACAGCAGAGACACUAGUUUUGCCCAAGGCAUCAAGAGGAUCACCAAUGGCUACGGUGUCGAUGUUGUUCUAAACUCCCUGGCAGGCGAGCCUCUCCGUGCUUCUUGGGAGUGCAUUGCCCCCUAUGGCAGAAUGAUCGAGAUUGGCAAGGCUGAUAUCAAUGCCAACUCGUCGCUGCCAAUGGGGGGAUUCAAGAAGAAUUGCCUGUAUGCAGGUGUUGACCUUCACCACAUAGUAAAAGACAUAAACAAGAAGCGUCUGGCGAAGAGGCUUCUGCAGAAGGCGAUGGAUCUGGCCAGCGAAGGAAGUGUCCGAGCACCAAGCCCUCUCCACGUAUACGAUGUGGAUAAGGUGGAAGAUGCGUUCCGCUAUCUUGCGAGUGGGAAGAACACAGGUCGUAUUGUGAUCCGUGUUGAUUCAUCAACGGUCGUUGAGAAACAAUUGAUAAAGCGAAGAACCUGGACGUUUGAUGAGAAUGCCACAUACCUUGUAGCUGGUGGUCUCGGCGGUAUUGGUCGUUCGAUACUUCGGUGGAUGGUCACGCGAGGGGCGAAACACUUGCUCGUCCCAUCGAGAUCUGGUGCUGCCUCUACCGCAGCUUCUGAGCUUGUGCGUGAGCUUUCUGAUCAGAACGUCGUGAUAUCGACGCCGAAAUGUGACGUAUCUUCGAAAGAGUCUCUCGCGCGUAUGCUGGAGGAGUCUGCUGCGACUCUACCCCCAAUCAAAGGGUGUCUCGUUGCGACUAUGGUCCUGAACGAUUGCAUAUUUGAAAACAUGACUCUGACACAAUGGGAGGGGACCUCACGCUCUAAAAUUGAGUCUUCUUGGAACCUUCACGCCUUGCUCCCCAACUUGGAUUUCUUCAUACUGCUCUCAUCCGUCUCGGGUGUGGUCGGAAACCCAGGCCAGAGCAACUAUGCAGCGGGAUGUACCUUUCAGGAUGCACUGGCACGAUAUAGAAGCCAGCAAGGCCAGAAAGCCAUCUCCAUCGACCUCGGCGUGAUGCGCAGCAUCGGCAUCGUCGCCGAGAGUGAGAAGCUUCAGAAGCAUUUCCAGGGCUCGAAGGGUUUCAUCCAGAUUGAGGAGGCCGAGUUCCUGUCCCUGCUCAACAUCUGCUGCGACCCGUCGUACCAGCCAGGCGAGCAGCAGUGCCAGAUGGUGAUGGGCCUUGAGACCCCUGCCAGUCUUCUCGCACGCUCAGUCGAGCCACCCGAGGUCUUGCAGAGGCCGCUCUUCGCCCGCUUCAGUCAGCUCCCAGGCAGAUCCGCCAGCAGCAGCGACGGAACGGCCGUGGACGCAGGGCAGCUCUUCCGUCAGGCCGAGACUAUGGCCGAGCGUGCCCAGGUGGUCGUUGAGGCCCUCUCAAAGCGGCUGGCGCGGACACUGACAAUCAAGCCCGAGGACGUCGAUACGCACCAGGCCCUCCAUGCGUACGGUGUCGACUCACUGAUUGCUGUCGAGUUCAGGAGCUGGCUUGGCAAAGAGUUUUUGGCCGAUGUGCCUGUUUUUGAGAUUGUCAGUGGGAAGACGAUUGAAUCCAUCGGAGAGUUUGUGGCCAAGGCGAGGAGGAUCGAAAUCAAAGCGUCAGACUCCAAGUAG